Symbiodinium sp. CCMP2456 is the source of this 2367-nucleotide messenger RNA. NCBI's taxonomy places the organism in Eukaryota, Dinophyceae, Suessiales, Symbiodiniaceae. The record is from the annotation of a GenBank genome assembly.
AUGUCGACGGACAUCAAAGUCAGCGCUUCGACUGGUGAUGCUGGUGGCUGUAGCAGCCAGGACGUGCAGUGCCGCAAGUUGACGGAAGUCUGCAUGAGGCAAGCAGCGCGCUUGGAGCAGAUGCACGACGAUCUAGACAAGGCGAAGCAGAGUGAACAAGACGCUCGCAAGGAGCUCGAAAGAUCACGUCAAACUUUGGAGCAAGAGCGUGCGGAGUUCGGAGACAAAGUGGAGCAAAUGGCUGCGUUCCAGGCCGCGUUGCAAAGAGAAAAUGAUCUUUUGUUGGAGGAGCUCAUCUCCGUCUUGGGUCGGACAAAGGCAUUGAGAGCAGAGAUGGUGUGGCUGCAGCGCUUCCUUCCUGCAGCUGACCGCUCCACUUUGACCAGCAAGCCAUUGCAGAAUGGGACGUGGCAAGGUCGUGCCGCCUGCUACCUUCGCAGGUGUGUGGAGGCAGGGAAGUUUCUCUCCAGAUCCAUCUGUUCCAGUACGCCGUGCAUCGGAAGCGACUUGGCUGCAAUCCUUCUCUCGUUGUACAAGUUGAGUCGGACCUACCUCAAACUGGGGGGCACUGUGCAAUUGGCAGACUUUGCCUCUGAACGGAAGCUGGGCUCCUGCCUGAGCGCUUUCUCUCUCGAGCAGACACUGUACACAGGUAAAGAUCUCGAGAUCGGUCAGGUUUUUGCCGAAGACCGGCACCAGCUCCCCGCGUUCAUGCCUCAUGUGCUUGGGUCUACCGUGGACCUUGUGCCAGGAUCUGUCCGUGGUUGCCUUGCCAAUAUGGUUAGGUGCCGGAAGACCUUCAUCAACACGCCUUCAGCUUGGCAUGAUGAUGUUAUUGCGAUAGAGGAGGCAGAAUCAGAUGCGUCGUUCUGUGCCACUUACCGGCGAUUUGUUGAUGCUGCAGAGCAUCUGGAACAGGCGAUCUGUGUUCGACAGCAGCUUCUGGGAGACGACCACGAAGAACUCUUGGUCUCGAUUGAAAAGUACGUUGUCUCAUGCAACUCUUGGGGCGUGCAGUGCUUGAGCACAGGCAACUACAUAGCUGCCCUCGAGCUUUUCAAGAAGGCCGAGGCCAUGACAGAAGCUGACAAUGUGCCCAACUUCAAGCGUCGAGUCGUCCUUCGUGCCGUGACCUUCAACAACCUUUGUUGUUAUUACCGCACACGAGGGAAGUUGAAUGCCGCCCUCCAGUUUGCGGAGAAGGCAUUGAAAAUUGAAGAGAAGUACAAAGAAGCCGACAGCCCGGCCCGCAGCUACCUGAACUAUGGAGUUCUUCUUAGCAACAGUGGCCGACAUGGCGAAGCUCUGGAGCGUGUGGAGAGAGCUGUCGCAGUUCUCCUUGAUCAGCACCGGCAUGAGAAAGCUGAGGCGACUCAGAAGCCGGAGCCAACAGAGAUUUCUCAAUUGCUAGUCGUUGCUCACUACAACAUGUUUGUGGAGCAUCUGCAUCUGAAGCAAUUUGCGAGCAGCCUUCAAUGUCUGCAGCGUGCUGUCUCCGUCGCCCAGAACAAACUGGGAACGUCUCACACGCUGACGACAAAGAUGCAGGAAGUGCACGUCGAGGCUCAAGCAAGGCUUGAGCGCAAGGCUUCGGCGGAAUGCUUUCGCACGACCGCCGCAGCCGUGGAGUCGUCCCCUGUGUUCUUUCACUACCAGGACGGACAUUGUCAUCCCUGGCAAAAGGUUCACCUCGCGCAAGCUGACGCUGCGCGGGCGCAGGAGAUCUUGGCGGAUCAGAAACAGAUCACGCUUCGCCGCCUUAGGCCCCCGGAUCCAAGGCCUCCAGAGAAGCCGCGGAUUAGGAGCCGCAGGAGCAGGCUGCCGGCCAUUGGGGCAGAGGUCACGGGCCGCUUCUGGGAGUCUCAUCCAAAGCUGUUGGACACGGAGGGAUACGCUGGCUCGCCCAUUCUGACACAGCAGGCGCAUGGCGCGCAGCCGAUGGUCGAAGUCCUCGCUCUGAAGCAGCUAGCUGGAACCAGUCCACGCGGCGGACGAGGUGGUGCCGAGAGAGAAGUGUCGCCUGCAGAUGAUGCCAAGGCCGCCACACAGCCACUUCUGGGCCCGGGACGGCCUCAGAUCGUUCCUGCUCCGCCGGGAGCCCCGCCGGAGGUGGUUGCUUCGUGGGAGUAUCAUCAUCGCAGGCUGCAGAUGCUUGACGAGGGCAACGGCCUGACAGCAUUGGAGCCUCAUCGGAUGCGGGCCAUAACUGUUCUGCGCGAUAGGCUCGACAAACGCAGGGAGAAGGGCCUGCCUGCACCGACGGACUACAGGAAGCAUCAAGCGGCCACUUGCAUCCAGGCUGGCAUUCGUGGCUACUUGGUGCGACAGUGGACUUCGCAGGACAGAGCCGCCCACCAUCCGGUUUAG